Pyricularia oryzae 70-15 is the source of this 930-nucleotide messenger RNA. Its product is annotated as sm snRNP core protein Sme1. Gene Ontology annotation, cellular component: U1 snRNP; U5 snRNP; precatalytic spliceosome. Gene Ontology annotation, molecular function: RNA binding. The coding region runs from base 279 to 566 and encodes 95 amino acids. The transcript has 3 exons. Gene Ontology annotation, biological process: mRNA splicing, via spliceosome; spliceosomal snRNP assembly. The record is from RefSeq and is a predicted model, not a curated record. NCBI's taxonomy places the organism in Eukaryota, Fungi, Ascomycota, Sordariomycetes, Magnaporthales, Pyriculariaceae.
CGUGCACUGACCAUAAGGUAGAAUCCCGGCAAGCAAGCGUGCACCGCACCGCACCGCCAAAGCAGCUUUAUUCGUCUGAUUGAUAGUCGGUAUCAGCAUUUUGCUCCUCUUGCGCCUUUCGACUUGCGCCCACGGAAAACCACAACUACGUUACCGUAGCACACCGCCGAGUACUCCUAGACAACGCGACAUCGACAACCGCCGUGCUCACAGCUCAGCAGUAACCGCGCAAAUCACAACGAGGUGCCCGGUCCAAAGAGCUCCUAAGCUAUACCACAAUGACUGGUCGGGGAGGCGGCGGCGGCCGCAAGAUUCUUCUUCCGCCUAUCAACUGCAUUUUUAAGCUGCUCCAGUCUCAUGCCACUGUUUCGAUUUGGCUUUAUGAGCAGUUGGGCAUAAGAAUUGAGGGCAAGAUUAGGGGAUUUGACGAGUUCAUGAACCUUGUGAUCGACGAUGCGAUUGAAGUGAAACAGAUUACCAAAGACAACACAGAGGAGAAGAGGAGGCCGUUGGGCCAAAUCCUUCUGAAGGGUGACAAUGUUUCCCUGAUCCAAAGCUUACAAUAGAGGCGACUGCGAACAGCAGGCCGAGGAGGGCAGAACGGAGGGUCAGGGGCCUCAUGGGCCCAGUAUGGCUGCUGGCCUUGGGAUGGCGCAUUACGAUUGGGGCUAUGGCAGGCCUGCACCGGCAGGGCCUGCUUAGACGAGUGGAUUCAAAUGGGAUCUGGAAAGGCCGGCUAUAAAGAUUUAUGAUAUUUGGCGUUAUCGGUCCUGUUGGUCUAACUUGGAUGACUUUGUUUCGCCGUUACCUAGGAUGAGGCCGUCAAGGCGGCGGUCCAGAGGUCCCAUCGGCACAGCCAUAUCGGGUUGCGAUGCCAGGAACUGCUCGGUGAGCGCCAGGCCAACCAGUAAAAUGGAACUUGACUCUCGA